AUGGCUUACACCGAUCACGGCGGCGAUCGGAGAAGAUACCGGAGCCCCCGCUCUUCAAACGCUCACUGCCGCAUUGUUUUCCUCUUCCUCACUUUCCAUUCAUUCAUCAACCUCGUCGGUGCUUCCAUUCACGACUACCAAAACGAAACCUUCAUCCGUCGAGCUAAUUCGUUUUUCUUCCAUGGUGGUAGUGAAGGUCUCUAUGCUUCUAAACCUAUCUCCCUCAAUAACUCUUUGUCUUCUCAAGAUAACUUCCCCACUGGUAAAUCCUUCAUCAGGUUUGAGUCUAUAAACUUUCGAAGAACAAAAGAAUCUGCUCAGAUGGCAAGUGCAAUGCAGCAAAAGACAGGGUUGGUUGAAGCUAUAAUAAUUAGGGUGAGAGAUAGGAAUAACAUUGGGGGUGUUUCUUUGAAUUCUGAUGCUAUAUGCUGCACUCCAGAGCUUGCUAAAGAAGGUUCUUGUAAGUUAGGAGAGGUUAUCAUCCGUGAGAACACCGAUGAACCGAAUGGGCCAAAACGCUUGCAGACGUUUUUUGAAGGACAGAAUGAAGAGACUAAUAUGGUUAUUCAAACUGUUGACAUCAAUAGUACUGGAAUGUAUUAUUUGUAUUUCAUGUUUUGUGAUCCUCAACUAAAGGACACUGUGAUUUCUGGAAGAACUGUUUGGAGAAAUCCAGAUGGUUAUUUACCCGGGAAGAUGACGCCAUUGAUGACAUUUUAUGGUUUGAUGUCUUUGGCUUACCUUUUUCUCGGUCUUGUCUGGUUUCUCUGGUUUGUACGGUAUUGGAAAGAUGUUAUCCAGUUGCAUUACCACAUUACUGCAGUCAUUGGCCUUGGCAUGUGUGAAAUGGCCUUGUGGUAUUUUGAGUAUGCAAAUUUCAAUUCAACAGGAAGCAGGCCGAUGAUAAUUACAGGUUGGGUCGUGACUUUCACAGCUGUCAAGAAGACAGUCUCGCGGCUUCUUCUUUUGGUUGUUUCUAUGGGUUAUGGAGUUGUCCGUCCAACGCUUGGUGGUCUAACCACAAAAGUCCUUCUUCUUGGUGUGGUGUAUUUUGUGGCAUCAGAAGCACUUGAGCUGGUGGAACAUCUCGGCAAUAUUAAUGACUUCUCUGGAAAAGCAAGGCUUUUCCUGGUGCUGCCUGUGGCUCUGUUGGAUGCUUGCUUUAUCCUUUGGAUCUUUUCAUCCUUAUCUAAAACCUUGGAGAAGCUUCAGAUUCGGAAAAGUACAGGAAAACUUGAGUUGUACAGGAAAUUUACAAAUUCUCUUGCCGUGACAGUUCUGCUAUCAGUAAUAUGGAUUGGUUAUGAGUUGUACUUCAAUUCGUCAGACCCUUUAGGUGAACUGUGGCGAAGAGCUUGGGUGAUCCCAGCUUUCUGGACUCUGCUUUCUUAUGCUCUCCUGAUACUGAUCUGCAUUCUCUGGGUCCCAUCUCGAAAUCCAACCAGGUAUUCAUACUCGGAAGAAACAGGGGAUGACUUUGAUGACGAAGCUGUCACUGUUGUUGGAAGUGGAGUGAAGGUCUCUGGAGAAAUGGCUACCAUGCUAGAAAGAAAAGAUAGAAAGGCAUCACUUACAUCACUUGUAGAUCAUCAUCAUGUAUUUGGAGUUAUUGACGAUCUAGAGGAAGACAAGAGGGAGUGA
This is a messenger RNA of Vicia faba (fava bean), 1641 nucleotides long. Lineage: Eukaryota; Viridiplantae; Streptophyta; Magnoliopsida; Fabales; Fabaceae. The record is from the annotation of a GenBank genome assembly.